AUGUCCACGCUCCCUAAAGAAGUCGACGUCCUGGUCGUCGGUAGCGGCAACGCAGGUUUCGCAUCUGCCAUCGCCGCCGCCGAAGCCGGCGCAGGACACGUCUUGCUGAUCGACAAGUGCCCCAAGGAUUGGGUCGGCGGAAACUCGUACUUUACGGCCGGCGCAUAUCGCAUAGCUCAUGCUGGGCUUGGUGAUCUGUUGCCGAUCGUCAACAACGUUAGUCGAGAGCAGGCCCAGAGGAUCGACCUGGCGCCGUACUCUGAGGGGGACUUUCAGAAAGAUCUGGACAAGAUCUGCAUCGGACGGUCUGAUCCCGAACUUGCCAAGACGCUCGUUACCGAGUCCAACUCGGCUAUCAAGUGGUUGGCAUCCAAUGGUGUUCGGUUCCAGCUCUCUUUCAACAGACAAGCCUACGAGGUUGAUGGGAGGAUAAAGUUCUGGGGCGGCCUUCAUAUCAAGACCCAGGACGGCGGCAAGGGCCUAAUUGCCGAUUAUCUUGCCGCAGCUGAGAGACACUCGGUUCAGGUUUCCUGGUCCACAAUGCUCAGUGGAAUCCAAACCGACCCUGUUGACGGCGCCUGGAUUGUGACGGUCAAGGUUGACGGCAUCGAUCAUACUCUGGCGGCCCGAGCCAUCAUCUUGGCCGCCGGUGGAUUUGAAUCCAAUGCGCAGAAGAGAAGCCAGUUCCUCGGCCCGGGCUGGGAUUUGGCCAUGGUUCGUGGAACGCCUUACAACACUGGAGAGGUCCUGGAUCUUGCUAUUCAGCAACUAGGUGCUCAGCCCGUGGGAAAUUGGUCAGGUUGUCACUCUGUGGCAUGGGAUGCUAAUGCCAACCCCAACAUUGGCGACCGUGAAGCAUCAAACGAGUAUACCAAGUCCGGAUAUCCUCUUGGUCUGAUGCUCAAUGUGGACGGUCAACGCUUUGUCGACGAAGGCGUGGACAUGAGGAAUUACACCUACGCCAAGUUCGGUCGAGCAAUUCUGCAACAGCCCGAGCAACUCGCGUUCCAAGUCUGGGACGCUCAGACUACGCCCUGGCUUCGAUCUGAAGAGUACCGCGAGGAGCGCGUUGAGCACCUCAAGGCGGACUCACUGGAGCAGCUUGCGGAUACGUGUAUGUCCCGCGGUCUCCGAGAUAGAGACGCUUUCCUACGCACCAUUCGCGAGUACAACGAGGCUGUAUAUGCUCAUAGACAAGAGGCCCCGUCAGCUAAAUGGGACCCUGCCAUCAAGGACGGUCUAUCGACACAAUCCUCCAAGAAACAACUGGCCCUCCCCAAGUCGAACUGGGCCCUGCCACUAGAAAAGGGCCCUUAUCUCGCAGUUAAGGUUACCUGCGGUAUUACUUUCACCUUUGGUGGUCUCAAGGUUGACCCUCAGACAGCCCAACUGAUCCGCGCGUCAACCGACCGACUGAUACCGGGAGUGUUCUGUGUUGGAGAGAUGAUGGGAGGAUUAUUCUAUUCCAACUACCCCGGCGGAAGCGGCUUAACUUCUGGCGCUGUCUUUGGUAGGAAGGCUGGCAGGGCGGCGGCUCAAGUCGCCAAGGGUCGUACGGGUCUCCUCGGACAUUAG
This is a messenger RNA of Fusarium falciforme, 1575 nucleotides long. RefSeq names its product FAD-binding-2 domain-containing protein. NCBI's taxonomy places the organism in Eukaryota, Fungi, Ascomycota, Sordariomycetes, Hypocreales, Nectriaceae. The transcript has a single exon. The record is from RefSeq and is a predicted model, not a curated record. The coding region runs from base 1 to 1575 and encodes 524 amino acids.